Schistocerca piceifrons (Central American locust) is the source of this 2567-nucleotide messenger RNA. It is a transcript of the gene Sptr, whose product is annotated as sepiapterin reductase. Gene Ontology annotation, biological process: tetrahydrobiopterin biosynthetic process. NCBI's taxonomy places the organism in Eukaryota, Metazoa, Arthropoda, Insecta, Orthoptera, Acrididae. The transcript is spliced from 4 exons. Gene Ontology annotation, molecular function: sepiapterin reductase (NADP+) activity. Bases 317 to 1147 code for a protein of 276 amino acids. The record is from RefSeq and is a predicted model, not a curated record.
GCAAGUAGAAACGAAGGAAUCUCGAGUCAGUGAGCACCUGUGGCAUCAAAGAGCGGUUGAUUUGACGUGUUGGUAAUUCAUUCGAGGGCGUGUAAUUGACGCAGCGUACUGCAUGGCUACAAUCAAACAAGUACUCUCACAGACACCGACCAUAUCACGCAACGUUUCAAGCCCCUUUUUGGGCAUUUGUGUGAUCAUGGGUCCUUCAGAUAGACGAACAUGCAAGGAGGUGGCAGACUGUACGUACACCAGAUUUGGGGGACUGGGUUCUACAGGAUAUCUAUGCAGACCCUAGUACAAGCUCCAGGGACUGACGAUGCCCGAGACGAAUAACGAGUGCGUGGGCGGCAGCGCUUGGGGGCGGCGCUCACUGGUGGUGGUGACGGGCGCGAGCCGCGGCAUCGGGCGCGCCGUGGCGCUAGAGGCUGGCCGGCGCGUGGGCCAGGGCUCGCUCAUGGUGCUGGUGGCCAGGAACGCGGACGGGCUGGGCGCCACGGCCGAGGCGGUGCGCCGCGCCAACGCCGCCGUCUCCGUCGUCUGCAAGCAGGCCGACCUGGAGCGCGACGUAGCACCCGACCUGCUCAGCGAUGCCGUGAGCCAGGCCGAGUGCGGGGACACAGCAGACUACAAGGUGGCCAUGAUCGUGCACGGUGCUGGCUCUGUUGGUGACCUGUCAGAGGGUACUGCACAGUUAGCAGACAGUGCCAAAUGGACCUCUUACCUGGCACUUAAUGUGUCUUCCGCUGCAGUGCUGACCGCGCAGUUCCUGGCUCUGCUACCACAGGGGGAUAAUGGCCCACGGCGUUACAUCGUCAACAUCACAUCUCUAGCUGCCGUGGAACCCUUCCCAUCUCUGGGGUACUAUUGUGUGGGCCGCGCUGCUCGUCAGAUGUACUUCUCAGUUCUGGCUGCUGAGAAUGCAUCACUGGCUGUGCUAAACUAUUCACCUGGUGUUGUGGACACAGACAUGGUGGCCAGUAUAGAAAAUGGUGCCUCAGACCCAGCCAUCCGUAACAGCUUCUCAGAUAUGCGCAAGCGUGGUGACAUUGUUUCCCCGGAGAAGACAGCUGCUCGUCUGGCUGCUGUGCUGGAGACAGGUGCCUUCCAGUCAGGGAAGCGCAUUGACUACUAUGACCUCAAGGACUAGAUGCCUUAGCUUCCUCUCUCUGCAGUACCUAGCUGUAGCGGAACAUGAAGUGCCAGUCUGAUGCACUAUAGUAAUAAAUAAGGUGUGUAUUUUCAAAACUGGGCAUGUGACUUCUAACAUAUGUUGAAUGGAGGGGGUGGGGAGGGGGGGGGGGGGAAUAAUUGCCUGGAAAUAACAGCAUGAGACAUUCAUACUGUACAGCAGUAAUUACUCUAUAACUAUCCUGCGACUGUGCAGAAUUCCUACUGCUCACUUGUCCAUUAUGGCUGCCAGUGUUGUUGUGGGAGAACUGAUGCAAAAUUUGGGGUAAUUCAGAGAAGCCUGUGACUAGCUGAGUAAUUGAAUAGAUAUUUGAAGCAUAUUCAGGUAGCAUAAUUGAUAGCUCACCCUCUGUAAACUACAGGUACCCAAAUUUGUUAUGUUCCAGCACAUUUCUUCACUUGUGAUAUGUUACCAACUGGUGUUUAAUUUAUUAUUUCUGGUAAUGAAUGACAAGGAGAAGUGUAAAAUGUUAAAUCAUGGAAUCAUUAAUAUGUGCUCCUUCAAAGGCACAUCAUUGCAUUUAUCCAUUUCAGAAACAGGGCUCUCGGAAUCAUGUCCACAGUCUGGAUAUUUGUGUGGGGAGGAUGCCUUCUAUUCAUGUGUUAAUAUAUGAUUAUAAAUAUGAAUGACAGGUAUACAAAACAGUGAAUUUCCGUCUUGUUUGAAAACUGUAGUCCAUACUGAAGGUCUAAUGAUAUCAUCCAAAUAGCACAUAAUUUACAACUACAUGAAUUAAAAAAAUUAAAAUCAUACUGUCCACGUGAAUAAUAAUGAACAAUGAACUCUUAAAUAAUGCCACAUAGUUGUAAAGAAGAAAUCUAAAAUCACCUAAACCAAAUCUUGUUACAAACAAUUUUUCCUUCCCUUUUGUGCAUUUACAUUUCUGAAUUCAGGCAAUUCCACAACACUGUUCAAUGCUGAAACACACAUUCUUGUGGUGGUUAGAUUAAAUACAUAAAAGACAAAACUUGCAGCACAAAUUAAUCACAUAUCUCAUGUAAUCAUAAAAUUGUGUGUAAAUAGCAGAAAUUACAUGUCUUGCUAUCAUGUGAUGUCUGAUGAUCAUUUGUGUUGUCUAAAUAACCUGCUUUUAAAAUUCACACAUGAAUUAUACAUGUAUUGCACAACCACAUGUGGUUUGGUGGAGGUGGAGGGGCCCUGUUAAGUUAUGUGGCCUAUACUUGCAUGGGUUGUGUGCAGACAUCCAGCCCACAUGGUAUCCUGCAUGACUCCCAGUUUUAAUGUUUGUGAACGAAACCAGUUUUGAAAAUAUAUAUCUCAAAUACCAAUAAGCAUUUCUUCAUUAUAUAAUAACAUCAUAACCUGUGUCUCACUGUAAAUCCUUUCUCAAAUAAAACUAUUAGGAUUUCACAAAGCA